Molecule: messenger RNA, 2285 nt
Organism: Pangasianodon hypophthalmus (striped catfish)
Lineage: Eukaryota; Metazoa; Chordata; Actinopteri; Siluriformes; Pangasiidae
Gene: lrrc3ca
Product: leucine rich repeat containing 3Ca
Exons: 2
Coding region: 566-1366 (266 amino acids)
Molecular function (GO): protein binding
Source: RefSeq, a predicted model, not a curated record
AUAGAUAGAUAGAUAGAGGAGGUGGUUUUAUUUUUUGCAUGCUAGUGUAAAUCACUGUAACUCUGCUGUACAUUUGUGCAGAAAGAAAACUAAACCCGGCUCGCGCUCUGAGAUGAUGAAGAAGCGCGUGACGAUGAAGUGCGAGUCGCCGCCGCUGAUUGGACGGGAACUCCGACUCCCUUCGCUCGCGCUUUUCGCCUGUGUGACGCUCUUCUGGUUGCGUGGAAACUGAGCGCAAGGUUUCCUGGCGCACGCGAGCGAGUCAUUUGUCGGAGAUUCUCGACACGAGCGCGUGCCGCCGGUUCUGCUCUGCACUCUCUCUCUCUCUCUCUCUCUCUCACACACACACACACACACUCACACACACACACGCGCGCUCUCUCGGUCUCGCACGCGCGCGCUGUUUGUGCGACGCGCUCGCGCCUUGUGUUGCGCUUCAUGAAGUGAAGAUGUGAAAGGGGAACUUUCCAAGGCUCCGGUCACGAGCGCGAGAGAAACGAAUGAUCGCGACACCUCCUCUUGCCCCACGGAUAGUGCUCUGAAGGGAGUAUGCCCCCAUUUCACCAUGCCGAUGCCGUCCUAUUGGCUGCUCCGGCACUCCAUGGUCAUGUGCUUGCUUCUACACAGCUUGGUGUUGAUGACGCUCUGCUUCCACCACGCAGCCACUUCCUGCUCAAAACACUGCUACUGCUCCGAGAGCGAGGGUCCGUCUGGGGGCAAGACCAUGCGGUGCAGCAACCUACGCCUCACCGAGAUCCCAAAUGACAUCCCGAAUGACACACGGCGCCUCUACCUCGACUACAACAUGCUGACCAGUGUCCCUGCCAAUGCCUUUCAAGAUCUUCCUCUGCUGGCUGAACUUGAUCUUUCCCACAAUGAGCUGGCACUGCUUGAGCCUGGAGCUUUCCGGGGCCUGGCUGCCUCCUUGCUAUUCCUGGAUCUGUCCUCCAACCAGCUGGUGACGCUGGAUCCUGAAGCUUUUGAAGGCGUGAGGGCUCGAUCCAAUCUGACUGGCAACCCCUGGCACUGUGACUGUCGGUUACAGACGUCACUUCCACGCCUCGAUCUGGAGCCUGUGUCUCUCACCGGCAUUGUUUGCCAAACAUCAGAGCCCGAGGACUCAGGUGCCCAAGGUGUGCCCUUUCUGCUGGCCAAAGACUUGGACCUAUGCGUGGUGCUUAAAAAGACCACAGACGUGGCCAUGCUAGUGACCAUGUUUGGAUGGUUCACCAUGGUCAUCUCCUACCUGGUCUACUACGUGCGGCAUAAUCAAGAAGAUGCCAGGCGCCACCUGGAGUAUCUCAAGUCUCUGCCCAGCAGGCAGGGCAAGUCUGAGGAGUCUUCCACCAUUAGCACUGUGGUUUGACAGCAGACUGUCACUAAAGGGGGAAGCUUCUCAGGCAAGCAAAGGGCAAUGGGCACACUCAGAGUCUAGCCUAGUAGAGGAACCAAUAACUGGGUUAUCAUCUCUGGUAAUAACAGGCUUUGUGGACUGCAGCUUUCCGGAUCAUCAGAAAGUGAAAGUAACCAGCCUUCAAAAACAAACAUGGUGACUUAGCAGCCGGAAAAAUCCUGCCGCAAGUCUUCCAUUUCAGACUCGAAGGUAAAGACAAACCCUCCUUGGGAACCUACAUGCCAGCAUAGCAAGAGAAUUGCAGGGGUCAUCUAAUCUUAUCCAGAUAAAUAAUUGAUCCAGGACCGGCCAGGCUCCAAGUCUGCAGUGGCUGAGUGGUUUGUCUGCUCAGAAUGCUUUUGAAAUAGGACGGGUUUUUACUUUCCUCCACAUUCCUCUAGUUAUUUUUGAAAGGAUCCCCAUUUAUUUGCAGGAGCAUGUAGCAUAAAGAAAGCACUCUCUUCCAUUAUGGCAUUAACAUGAAAAGCUCUUAUAUUUAUCCCUCCAGACUACAUUCAGUUUUAUAACAGAGCCACGCAUAAACAUACACUUCAGUCAUUUUUAGGAUUCUGAAUAAAUGGUGAAAAUCAGUGUGUAUAUUUUGAUAAUUUUGUAAUGGAACUAAUCAUAUUGAAACAAAGGUGAAGGACACUAGCUGGUCCGGUAUUUUCCAGCUCUUUCAGGGGAAAUUACCACAUGAGCAAAAUGCUGUUUUUUUGUUGUUUUUUUUUACUUUUUUUUUUCUUAAUGAUGAAAUAUACAGUACAUCGAUCACACUGAAUACAGUAAUUGAUUGUGUUGUUCCCAGUCCUGGUCCUGGAAUUUCCCUGAAUAUUUUAGCACUUUUCCUGUUCUAACAGCAUUAAUCCAACGAAUUAAAGCCAAACACUGA